This is a messenger RNA of Drosophila willistoni, 1963 nucleotides long. RefSeq lists its product as uncharacterized. Gene Ontology annotation, molecular function: chitin binding. The record is from RefSeq and is a predicted model, not a curated record. Gene Ontology annotation, cellular component: extracellular region. The transcript has 7 exons. NCBI's taxonomy places the organism in Eukaryota, Metazoa, Arthropoda, Insecta, Diptera, Drosophilidae. The coding region runs from base 1 to 1635 and encodes 544 amino acids.
AUGAACUUUUUCGUUAUUGGCUUUCUGAUCAUGCAGGCAGCAAGAUUGGCUUGCGGGACUUGCGUUUUAGCGUCCGAUUUUGGUUUCAUAGUCGAUUGUAACUUUAAAAAGUCUGGACUAUUUCGUGUACGAAAUUUGGGUGGCCUAAAGGCGCAUUUUGGUCUAGGUUUCAGUUUUGGCGAUGAAUUGGGCUUUCCCGAAUCGCUAGGCAAUCUGGAGGGCGGACGUCGCCGAGCCAUUAGCUAUAAGAAUGGAGCACCGCCCGAUCAGGUGGGUGUUUUACCCUCCAGUGAACAAAAGGCCAGUCCAGCCGCCCAGCAUCCCCUGCCCGAGAAACGCAUCAGUUCACGCUCCACCGGACCUGUGCCCUACAAUCUGCAAUUGCAGCAGCUUCAGCAGGUGGCUUUGGCAGCGGCCAAGGCUCAAGCUCAAGCCCAGGCUCAAGCCCAAGCGCAGAGUCAACUCAUGACCGAAGCUCGUCCAUUGCCAUUGGGUGUGCCGGCUUUUCGGCCAAUUCCGCAAAAACAAAAGACCAAUGAGCCGGCUCCAGCUGUGGCCCAAAGACGCAUUGCCGUUGACUCGACGCAGCCAAGAGUCAGCGUCAAUAAUAAAUUGAUUGACUCCAUAGAGAAACCACACUCGAAUCGAACUUUCCAUGUCGACAAUCCAGUCGUCUCUCAGCCAAUAGCUGUACCUGUUUUUCAAGCCAUGCCCAAUUCGAUUUCCCGCAUUGCGAAUGUGGGUAAAACAACGGCAACGUCAGUGGAACAGCCAGAACAUCGUAUGGUCACAUCGAAUCAUCCGAACUAUUUGCAAUUCGAAGAGCCUAAAUUCGAUUUGAAAGAUGUCACCGUCGAGGAGCUGGCAGCGGCUGCCAAUGUCAGUGUGGAGACCAUUAAACACGCCAUUUAUGUGAGGGAACAGCAAUUGAAGGCAGAGCAACGAGCCACGCUGGCUGCCAAGCUGCGGGAGGAGUUUAUGAGGACAUCGACUGUGAGGACAACAACGACAACCACGACUACAACGACAACUACACCCAGACCACAAAAGUCUCUGGCUGAGCAGAAGGUGUCCAAGGUUAUGAAUGCCCCUAAAGAGUAUUAUCCUGUCGGGUAUGACAAGGAUUUUGAUGACAACUUCAAGUCCAAAGUCGACUUGCCGCCCACAACAUUCUCCUGUGCGAAGCAAAAGCAUUUCCCAGGACUCUAUGCUGAUACCGAUCUGGGUUGCAUGGUGUUCCAUGUGUGUGCCAUCACCGAUGACGGCAUGGUACGCAAGUCCUUCCUCUGCCCGGAGAACACGCUCUUCGAUCAGACAAUACUCAAAUGCAACUGGUGGUUCUAUGCCGACUGCAGCUCCAGCACCAGUGUCUACGACUCGAACAUACCCAUCUCGAAGAGCUAUCAGCUGAUGAAAUCCCUUACCUAUUUCUCGAAAUUCAGUAAUCAGAAGAAGGAUCAAGAUGGUGACAAUGAUGAAAAUGCCCUCGACAUAGACAGUCUACGUGAAUCCAUGGAGGGUGUUGUCCGCCGCAUGGAGCAGAACAAGAAGGCUGAGAGCGAAGAGGUGCAACUACCGAAAGCAGAUCACGAGCAUGUUGUACCCGAGGUGGGAGAGCAACAGCUAACCAACUAGACUAGCCUAUACAUAUAUAGUCCCAACAACUACAAGCCCUAAUGCUAUCUGAGAUCUAGGUUAAGUGUUUACGAUCGAGCUCUUCUGGUCGAAUAGCCGUUUAUAGUCAAAUUCUAUUUGCUUAAGCCUAACGGUUGUCUAUAGUGUCUAUCUCGCUGUCUGGUACUAUCCCCAAAUACCGGUGUCAUUUACUAUUUGUCCUUGUUUUCCUGGAGUUUUCUCGCGUUAGCUGUAGUCUCUACUAUUCUAGACACAUAAGUGGAUAAUUCUCUAGUUAAACAAUGCAAACUAAUUCUAGUGGAAUUCUAAGUUGUGUGCAAGUUAAUGU